Molecule: messenger RNA, 3813 nt
Organism: Nerophis lumbriciformis (worm pipefish)
Lineage: Eukaryota; Metazoa; Chordata; Actinopteri; Syngnathiformes; Syngnathidae
Source: RefSeq, a predicted model, not a curated record
AUGGCGGACAUCAAGAAUUUCCUGUAUGCCUGGUGCGGGAAAAAAAAGUUGACCCCCAACUAUGAUAUCCGCGCCGCAGGCAACAAAAACAGGUUCAUGUGCGAGGUGCGAGUGGACGGCUUCAACUACACGGGGAUGGGCAAUUCCACCAACAAGAAGGACGCGCAGGCCAACGCCGCUCGUGACUUUGUUAACUUCCUUGUCCGAGCGGGUCAAAUGAACGCCGCAGAGGUUCCCUCCGUGGGCGUGAGUCAUUAUGCGGGUCCGGCGAGCGGAGACCAGCCUGACGGACCUGCCCAGCCCGCAUUUGGAAAUCUGCCGUCCAGCGGUCCUCUGCCUCCUCACCUAGUCGUCAAGGCUGAAAAUGGUAACGAGAUGAAGGCCUCUUGUGAUGUUCCAGGGAUAACCAGGCUGGGUUACUCCGGUGGUGGUGGUGGUGUCGGAGGCGGCGCUGUUGAAGGAGGAGCCAACUGGGAGCGAGGCGCUAAUCUAAAAGAGUACUACGCCAGACGGGAUGAACAAGAAGCUGAGGCGACUCUGGAGUCGGAAGAGGUGGACCUUAACGCUAAUCUCCAUGGGAAUUGGACCCUUGAGAACGCCAAGGCCCGUCUGAACCAGUUCUUCCAGAAGGAGAAGACCAGCGCCGAGUAUAAAUACAGCCAAGUUGGGCCGGACCACAACAGGAGCUUCUUUGCCGAGAUGCAGCUGUUCGUCAAAAAACUGGGACGCCCCGUGACGGCGCGAGAGCAUGGCUCCAACAAGAAGGUGGCGGCGCAAUCGUGUGCAUUAUCUCUGGUGCGCCAACUCUUCCAUCUGGGUGUCAUCGAACCUUAUUCGGGGGUCACCAAAAAGAAGGAAGGAGAAACUCUCGAAGUCUUUGACGUGCAGGUGUCUCCAGACCUUCAGCAGCAGCUGGCUGAGGUUGUGGAGGAGCUGGGAGUUCAGAUAGCCCCGCCCCCUACGAAUCCCGGCGAGACGGUGUCUUUGGUUCCAACCAAGAUGGCUUCAUUUGAGCCAUCCCAGCGGCAGAGCAGCGCAGGGGUUGUGCCGUGGUCGCCCCCGCAGGUCAACUGGAACCCCUGGACCAGCAGCAACAUCGACGAAGGGCCCUUGGCUUUUUGCACCCCUGAGCAGAUCAGUAAAGACCUACAUGAUGAGAUGAUGGAUCGGCUGCAGAACGAUCAAGACCUUCUAAAGAUGCUGAACGAUCGUGAACAGCUGCCCGUCAAACAGUUUGAGGAAGAAAUCAUGUCGGCUGUGGACAAAAACCCUGUGGUGAUCAUUCGAGGCGCCACCGGCUGCGGAAAGACCACCCAGGUGCCGCAAUACAUCCUGGAUCACUACAUCAAGACGGGCCGAGCCUCCGAUUGCAACAUCGUGGUCACGCAGCCGAGACGGAUCAGCGCCGUGUCGGUGGCUGAGCGCGUGGCCACAGAGCGGGCUGAGGAUCUGGGUCGCAGCUGCGGCUACAGCGUCCGUUUUGAGUCAAUCCUGCCGCGUCCCCAUGGCAGCGUCCUUUUCUGCACCAUUGGUGUGCUCCUCAGGAAAUUGGAGGCGGGAAUUCGAGGCAUCAGCCACGUCAUUGUGGAUGAGAUCCACGAGAGAGACAUCAAUACGGAUUUCCUAAUGGUGGUCCUCCGAGACGUGGUGCAGGCCUUCCCGCAGAUCCGAGUCAUCCUCAUGUCAGCCACCAUCGACACCAGCAUGUUUCGAGAGUACUUCUUCAACUGCCCUCUCAUAGAGGUGUUCGGACGCACCUUCUCCGUGCAAGAGUACUUCCUGGAGGACUGUGUCCAGAUGACCAACUUUGUGCCGCCCCCGCCGGACCGCAAGAAGCGAGACAAAGACGAGGAAGGAGGUGGAGACGAUGAUGUCAACUGCAAUGUGAUGUGCGGGCCCGAGUACUCUGAGGAGACCAAGCGCUCCAUGGCGCAGCUCAACGAAAAGGAGAUGUCCUUCGAGCUGGUGGUCGCGCUGCUCAAGUACAUUGAGACGCUGCAGGUGUCGGGCGCCGUGCUGGUCUUCCUGCCCGGGUGGAACCUCAUCUACGCCAUGCAGCAACAUUUGUUAUCCAGCCCGCACUUCGGAAAUAGCCGCUACCGCAUCCUGCCGCUUCACUCGCAGAUCCCUCGAGAGGACCAGCGUCUCGUUUUUGAACCUGUGCCGGAAAAUGUCAGGAAGGUGAUUCUGUCCACCAACAUCGCCGAGACCAGCAUCACCAUCAACGAUGUGGUAUACGUCAUCGACUCUUGCAAGCAGAAGGUGAAGCUGUUCACAUCGCACAACAACAUGACCAACUACGCCACCGUGUGGGCCUCUAAGACCAACCUGGAGCAAAGGAAAGGACGUGCCGGCCGGGUCCGAGCCGGCUUCUGUUUCCAUCUCUGCAGCCGCGCCCGAUUUGAAAGACUGGAGACCCACAUGACUCCCGAGAUUUUCCGGACUCCUCUGCACGAAGUGGCGCUGAGCAUCAAGCUGCUGAGGCUGGGCGCCAUCGGUCACUUCCUGUCCAAAGCUAUCGAGCCGCCGCCCUUGGAUGCAGUCAUCGAGGCCGAGCACACACUCAGAGAACUGGACGCACUGGACUCCAACGACGAGCUGACUCCUUUGGGCCGCAUCCUCGCUCGCUUACCCAUCGAGCCUCGCCUGGGAAAGAUGAUGAUCAUGGGCUGCAUUUUCUACGUGGGCGACGCCAUGUGCACCAUCUCUGCGGCGACGUGCUUCCAAGAACCGUUCCUCAACGAGGGCAAGCGUCUGGGCUUCGUCCACAGGAACUUUGCCGGCACUCGCUUCUCGGACCACGUGGCGCUCUUGUGCGUCUUCCAGGCCUGGGACGAAGUCAGGAUCAAUGGCGAGGAUGCGGAAACCCGUUUCUGUGAGCACAAACGGCUCAAUAUGGCCACCUUGAGGAUGACCUGGGAGGCCAAAGUCCAGCUCAAGGACAUCCUGGUCAACUCAGGAUUUCCCGAAGAGACGCUGAUGACUCAGUCGUUCACGGCCACGGGACCAGACAACAACUUGGACGUGGUGGUGUCCCUACUGACGUACGGCGCGUAUCCCAAUGUCUGCUUCCAUAAGGAGAAGCGGAAGAUCCUGACUACCGAGGGCCGAAACGCUCUCAUCCACAAGUCCUCCGUCAACUGUCCCUUCACCAACCACGACCUGUUCUACCCGUCGCCCUUCUUCGUCUUCAGCGAGAAGAUCCGCACUCGAGCCAUCUCUGCCAAAGGGAUGACGCUGGUUAGCGCGCUGCAGCUUCUGCUCUUCGCCUGCAAGAAGGUGUCCUCUGACGGAGAUGUGGUGGAGCUGGACGAAUGGAUCAAGCUACGGCUCGACCACAUGACAGCGGGCCGCAUCCUGGCCUUGCGGGCGGCGCUGGAGGCCGUAGUGGUGGAGGUCAGCAAAGACCCAGAAUACAUCUCCGGGAUGGACCAAACCAACCAGCGGCUGCUAAACCUCAUCCGACACCUCUCCAACCCUUCUGCCGCCGGCAUCAACCUGGCCUCCGCACCCCGCAGGAUGGGCGACGGCCCUAGACCCCCCAAGAUGGGACGUUUUGACGGAGGAGGAGGAGGGAGGGGCUACCAGGGAGGAGGCGGAGGGUACCGAGGGAGAGGAGGGUAUGGAAGUUGGGGCGGAUACAGAGGGGGUGGCGGGGGCGGUUACAGAGGAGGUGGCGGCGGCGGUUACAGAGGAGGCGGCGGCUACGGUGGAGGAGGUUAUGGCGGGGGAGGUUAUGGAGGCAGAGGGGGCUUCAGAGGGGCCUACAGAGGAGGUGGGGGCUACAGAGGUGGCGGUCAAGGGGGCUAUUAG